This is a messenger RNA of Sordaria macrospora k-hell, 1365 nucleotides long. RefSeq lists its product as uncharacterized. Lineage: Eukaryota; Fungi; Ascomycota; Sordariomycetes; Sordariales; Sordariaceae. The record is from RefSeq and is a predicted model, not a curated record. Gene Ontology annotation, molecular function: flavin adenine dinucleotide binding; 3-methylbutanoyl-CoA dehydrogenase activity. Gene Ontology annotation, biological process: L-leucine catabolic process.
AUGGCCUCCUCCGCUACCAUCCAGUCCUCCGUCCAUCCAACCAGCGACCCAUCCAUCUAUCAAGAAUACGAGUCCAAAUGGUCAAUUCUCCCCGCAGACUCAGCCAACUGGCUCCAACGCGCCAAAGACGUAGCCGCCGUUCUUGCCCCGGACGCCGCCGCCCGUGAAAAAGCCAACAAGACCCCCCGCGCCCAAGUGGCUCUCCUUAAACACUCCGGCCUGCUCAAGAUCCUUGGUCCGAAGGAGUACGGCGGCGGUGAACAGCCAUGGAGCAUGGCGUACCAGGCUAUAAGGGAAGUGGCCAAGGGUGACGGGUCAAUAGGCAUGCUCCUAGGCUACCACCUCCUCUGGGCCUUUUCCGUUUCCAUCCUCGGCAGCCCCUCGCAAAUCGCCAAAUGGACCAAACUCAUCACUUCCCAAAACCUCUUUGUGGGAGGCGCCGUCAACCCGCGCGAUAGUGAUCUGGUCAUCACCUCUGACCCUUCCGAUAAAACCAAGAUCAUCUUCAACGGGGGUAAACACUUCACCACCGGCGCGGCCGUUUCAGAUUUGAUCGUGCUCGAAGGCGCCCUCUCCCCCGAAUCCUUCCCUGAGUCUGGACCAGGAGGGGCGCACAUCUUCGCCUACGUGCCCACCACCCACCCCGGCAUUUCCUUCUCCUUCAACUGGGACGCCAUCGGCCUGCGACUGACGGAGUCCGGGUCGGCGCAGAUUUCCAACGUUUCCGUCGACUGGGAGGACGCUCUAGGCUGGGACGCCACCACCAAGUCUCCCUUGGAAAACGUUCUGGGAAUCCCCUACGCCACCUUGUUGCUUCCUACCAUCCAGCUGGUCUUUACCAAUUUCUACCUCGGCAUCACCCAGGCAGCUCUCGACGCCGCAGCAGGUUACACGCGCAAGAGCACACGUCCGUGGCCUUACUUGUCCGGGGGCGAGCGCGAAACCGUUGCCCCUGCCGAAAAGGCCACGGAUGAGUUUUAUAUCUUAUCGACGUACGGUACGCACCACGCCCAUUUGUUGGCUGCUACGGCGUUGGUUGAUCGGGCUAAUGAGGCCGUUUCGGAGCUUUUUGCGGCGUAUAAUCAGAAAAAGGGGAGUCGGGCGGAAUUGACGGCGCAGCAAAGGGGCGAGGUCAGCGAGCUGAUUGCGGCUGCCAAGAUUGUGGUGACGGAUGUUGGGCUGAAGGUAACUAGCGAUGUGUUUGAGGUUACCGGGUCGCGGGCGACGGCGAGUAAAGUGGGCUUGGAUAGGUUCUGGCGGGAUUUGAGGACGCAUACGCUGCAUGAUCCGGUGGCGUAUAAGCGGAGGGAGGUUGGGCGGUAUGUGUUGUUGGGAGAGAUUCCGACGCCUACUUGGUAUACGUAA